Notolabrus celidotus (New Zealand spotty) is the source of this 3412-nucleotide messenger RNA. It is a transcript of the gene mier2, whose product is annotated as mesoderm induction early response 1, family member 2. NCBI's taxonomy places the organism in Eukaryota, Metazoa, Chordata, Actinopteri, Labriformes, Labridae. Gene Ontology annotation, molecular function: transcription corepressor activity; histone deacetylase binding. The transcript is spliced from 13 exons. Gene Ontology annotation, cellular component: nucleoplasm. Gene Ontology annotation, biological process: negative regulation of transcription by RNA polymerase II. The record is from RefSeq and is a predicted model, not a curated record.
AUAACUCUACACCUUAGUGCAGCACAGUCGCUGUUGCUGAAUCGUUGCGGCAAUAAACGGAGCUGUGCAGAGAAGCAGACCUACAACAUCCGGGCAAUACUCAGCUUGCGCAGAAACGGAAUGGCGGAGGUGGGUGAAGAGCCCCUGAAGAUAACUGUGGAGGUUGUGGCCUAGCAGAGAACCGAUGAGGAAGAGAGAUGAAGGCCCUCAGCAGGAGAAGCAGAAGUUUCAACAGGCCUUAGAGGAGUUGGAGGUGAACUUUCACCCCAUGAAGAUGGCAACGCAGUCCCACACUGUACGCUCGAGUUCAGCAGUGUCUGCAAAUAUAAAAGCCGGUGAGCUUCCUCUAGAGGAGCUGCUGGCUCUGUACGGCUACACAGUGUCAGAUCCAGAGAAGGAGACCUGUCACAUGGCUGCCAGCCUGCCAGGCAUGACACUGGACAAGGAUCAGAUAGCUGAGGAUCUCUUUCCCGGGGAGGAGGAAGAACAAUCGUCAGCUGAUGAUCUCACCCCAUCGGUCACUUCAAACACCUCAGAUCUGCUCCAACGCCUCCAAGGUGAAGACAAAGAGACAUUAGUGUGCACAUCAGAUGAAGACUGUGAUGAUGUCUCAAUUCCCUCCAAUGAAGAGCACAAGGAAAUCAUGGUGGGCACUAUGUACCAGGCAAAAAUCCCUCCACUUUGUCCAUAUACCUGUCAGGACAGAGCCUACAGCAGUGAGGACCAGUUGCUGUGGAAGCCAGGUGUUCUUCCCAUGCAAGAAGUGGAAGAGUUCUUGCUGUACAUGCAGAGAUCGCGCAGCCAGGAGGGGGCAGCAUGCUUACAAACACAAGGGGACACUAUCCAAGACAACGAACAGGCGCUGUAUGAACUAGUGAAAUGCAACUUCAACGCAGAGGAGGCACUGAGACGAUUACACUUCAAUGUGAAAGUUUUCAGCGAGGAACUUUGUGCCUGGAGCGAGGAGGAGUGUAGGAACUUUGAGCAGGGUUAUCGAGUUUACGGGAAAAACUUCCACCUCAUUCAGGCUAAUAAGGUACGAACACGCUCUGUUGGGGAGUGUGUGGAGUAUUACUACAUGUGGAAGAAGUCUGACCGCCAUGAGUACUUUACCCAACAGGCCACCAGGAUCAGCCGCAGGAAGUACAACCUGCAAUCAGGGAGCAUGGAGGAUGGAGAGCAGGAUGGGGAAGUUGGGGAGCUUGAAGGUAGCAACAAUUCUUCCGGCUUGUUGUCUCACAGCUCUACAGGGCAGCUUGAUUCCCCAUUACCUCCGCAAUCAAACCUGGACAUGGUCAAACGAGGAUGAGGGCCGUCCACGGCGCAGACGGACUCCCCGCUUUCUAUUAAAGCCAUGAACUGGGUCCAGACAGGCCACAGAUAGCAGGCUGGGCCUGCAGGUAAAUAAGAUGGUGAGCUGGUGAUGGGGCUGUCAGACCUGUGUGGGGACAGAUGUCCUCAGCAGCUGUUUGCCUGUCCCUUCUCUCUCCUGCCCAUGGACGACCUGCGGGAUCCUGGCUCAGGCACCUCUUGUCCCUCCGCUCCAGUACAGCUCCUGCCCCAGUCGUCCCCUCAGAGUUCCCUGUGGGCCUGCGGGAGUCCUCCGUCCUGCCAUGACGACCCUCACCUCCCAGGCUCAUGCUUCUACCAGCUGCACAUGCGUGGUGGACCUUUUGAUACGGAGGGUCGUGACUGUGGUGCAGCAGGAGUUGGGACUGUCCCCCCCUGUGAGCUGCAGGUGGAAUUUAGCCUGCCGCCUGCCUCCCCUCCUUCACCUGCUGUCCUCCCAUCACACUUCCAGGCAUUUGGCAGCCUGCUGCACCCCUCUCCCGUCCAGCAUCCUCGCUCUAUCACACAGUGAGGGAUCAUGGGGACAUCUAAACUGAGUGGUACUCUUAAUGGUUUGCCCUAAGUCGCGAUUUUUGGACAGUUAAGGGCAUGAAGUGCGUUACCUAACUUUGUGAAACAGAUGGACCUACUACCUGUGUUAGGGGGACACAUGUCUGUCUGAACCCUCUUUUUAAACUGAGACACUUGAACCCUCUGUCUGUUGUUAGCUGACAUGUUUAAAUCUUUACUUUCAUGUGUUGACAACAUGUUUAUUAACAGUUUAUUAUCACGACCUGCUGCAGAGCAGUCAAUAUAUUCUUGUGAAAGCUAAGUGAGUACGGUGAUGGGAGCUACAGUGAUCAUGGAAACACACCAGAAGCAUCCUGAUUAUGAAUCAUGAACAACAGUGCUAACUACUGUUGCUUUCAUUUUGAAUUUGUCUGGAUGUUAAGAUUAGACUGCAACUCAUACUUCUCCAAAGUUCCUCCACAACGAGCCAAUCACUUUCUCUUUAUGUAUAAAUUUGCAGAUUGCUCUGAAGUUUUGCCUCUAGAGACCCGUCUCUGUGAACAUUGACUGGUUUGCUUGCAAUAAUCACUGAGUGAGACUUUUUUUUUUUCCAACAUUUUACAAUUGUUUAUUUAAACAUUAAGAUGAAAUGUCCUCAUUUAAGUCUGUAAUUGUCUCUCCAUUAUCAACCCCCUAUGUCUGUUUGUUAGCACUUCCAGCUUUCUUUCACUCCUCCUGUCUGGAAAUAUUUUUCAGAAGUGUCAUUCUCUUCCUCAUGAUUUUUGAAAAGCUACAGUGUGACUGUGUUUUCUAAGGCUAAGAUAUGACAUGUAUAGAGGAAAAAGGAGACCACUUAUUCUUGCUUCUGCUUUUGUGGAAUAUUUCUUCCUUGUUCUUGAUUUGACGAUUUACAUUAGGAUUCAUCGAGGUAAUGUGCUUUGUCAUCAUAUCUGAUCAUUGAUUUUUUUUAUCAUGUUGACUGAUGUUGAGUGGUAAGAAACGGUUCAGAAUAGUUGCAGAAUAUAAAAUCAAUUAAAUCAUGUGAAUUAAAAAUGUGCGGUGGAAACAGGUAAGUGUCUGCAGCGUCCUAGGUUCUGCACAUCAUUGAUCUUCUAGUCUGUUAAAUGAUCAGUUGGUCAUUAACAGUCUGAAUAUGUGUCAUACAGACAGAACAUAUAGAAAUGUAAUUAUUUAAGUUAAUUGGAUUAAGGCAAGGCGGGUUUAUUUAUCUAUUUUGGCAACAUGGCAAUUCAAAGUGCUUCAUAAAGAAGAUAAAACCAUCAUGACGAAGGUCAGAAAAAAAGCACAUGGAAAGAGGACACAGCACUGUUUAUGUGUAAAAGAGAACAAACAUGUACAUCAACCCAACAUGAAUUCAACUGUUCAAAUAUAAUAUUUUUUCCAGUUAAAUAUCUUCUUCCUCUGAAAUGUUUCACUGACCUCUGCCAUACAUAAUGCAAUGUUUGUAUAAUGAAAUCCACUUAACAAUGUCAUAUAUGUACAUGCAUUAAUAUGUCUAAUAAUAUAUUUUGAAGAGCAGCAUAAUAAAUUCUCAAGUUUUUUGUACAGUUAA